AUGUCGCCGCGAUGCGAACGAAUAUUGCAAACACAUGUUCACCACCGGUCACCGUUUUCCGCUGCUGUCGUUACACGACCUGAAGACGUGACGGCACCAUCACACGACGGAAGUGACGUUUUGAGACACCAGAGUGCGGCGUCUCUCUUCUUUGACUCUCAUUCUUUUCUCUUCAAAAUCAGACACUCAGACCUUUACAAGGGAGCGCCAGCUGGCACGCUCCCCAGCAGACACUUCCCAGGUGGAAUGGGGAAUGCCACAUUGCUUGAGAGACUCCUUCAGCGUGUCUUUGUAACGCAUCUUUGGACCUAUCCAUUAACCCCUAUGUUGUGCAACCUUUGCAUCUAUCUAUCUAUCUAUCUAUCUAUCUAUCUAUCUAUAUAUAAAAAGACAGAAAAAACCAUUAUGCACAAAUGCAGGAAAACAGAUUUUACAGACGGAACGUAUUUUAUCUAUCUAUCUAUCUAUCAUAGUUCCUAUCUAUCUAUCUAUCUAUCUUUCUAUCUAUUAUCCAUUACACCACCAGCUUACAGCACCUUUAAUAUCGUCUAA
Messenger RNA from Acanthosepion pharaonis, 552 nucleotides. The record is from the annotation of a GenBank genome assembly. NCBI's taxonomy places the organism in Eukaryota, Metazoa, Mollusca, Cephalopoda, Sepiida, Sepiidae.